CAGUCUCCUCAGACAGGAGCGCGUUCCAGUAAGAGUCCGACAUACUGUAAAAAGACAACUGGAAAACUGUAAACGACUUUAAACAGGGAACUGACCUGUUUGUCCUCUUCUUUUGGCAGAGGAGACGUAACGUAUAUCAGCGGACUCUUGAUUUUUAGCAUUGCAUUUGGGGCCCACAGAGUCGCCAACAUGAGUCAGUGGUUGGAGCUGCAGCAACUGGAUUCGAAGUUUUUGGAGCAAGUGGAUCAGCUGUACGAUGACAACUUCCCAAUGGCCAUCCGCCAGUAUCUUAGCAGCUGGAUAGAGAGCCAUGACUGGGACCACGUUGCCAACGUAGAGAACGAGUCCUUAGCCACCGUGAGGUUUCAUGACCUUUUAACACAGCUGGAUCAUCAACACAGCCGGUUUGCAAUGGAGAAAGACUUCCUGAACCAGCACAACAUCCGCAAGAUCAAGAGGAACUUGCAGAGUCUCUUCCAAGACAAUCCUGUUUCCAUGGCAAUGAUCAUCAGUCGGAACCUGAACGAGGAGAGAAAGAUUUUAGUAUCUGCCCAAAUGUCCGAGCAGAAUCGUGUAGAGAGCUCCCAAAACGACAUGAUCGUGGAGAAACAUCGAGAAAUGGAUGCGAAAGUAAAAGACAUCAAGAUGAAAGUGCAGGGAACUGAACAAAUCAUUAAAAAUCUUGAAGAUCUGCAAGAUGAAUACGACUUCAAGGACAAAACUCACCGAAGCAGAGAGGACCUGAACGGGACGAUUUCGAAAGAAGACCUGAAUCGGGAGAGGCUGGCUAUUCACUCCAUGUUAGUGAAACUCAACGACAUGAGAAAGAACGUGAUCAGUCAGAUAUCGGAGGUCUUGAACCUCAUGGAUCAAGUGGUGUUCGAGCUCAUCUCAACAGAACUUGCCGAAUGGAAACGGCGUCAGCAGAUGUCCUGCGUUGGGGGUAUGACCAACGUCUGCUUGGACCAGCUGCAGAACUGGUUUACUUCAGUGGGCGAAUCUCUGCUUCAGCUUAGACAGCAACUAAAGAAACUUCUUGAACUGGAGCAGAAGUUCACAUAUGAAAACGACCCUAUUACCAAUAGCAAAAGCACUCUGGAGGAAAGGAUUACGUUAAACCUCAAAACUCUUAUUACAAACUCCUUGGUUGUUGAGAGACAACCGUGCAUGCCGACCCAACUUCAAAGACCAUUGGUGCUCAAGACGGGAGUUCUGUUUACCCUUAAAAUUCGAAUGCUUAUAAAACUUCAGGAAUUUAAUCACACUGUUCGCGUGAAGGUGCAUUUUGAUAAGGAUGUUGUUGAAAAACGAAAAGGGUAUCGAAUGUUUAACAUCUUGGGAACAUCCAUGAAGGUGAUGAACAUGGAGGAAUCCAACGGAAUGGCGGCAGAAUUCCGACAUCUGCAACUCAAAGAGAGGAAAGUUACUGGGAACAGAACCAGUGAGGGCCCGCUGAUCGUCUCAGAAGAACUUCACUCCAUCACUUUUGAGGCGGAGCUUUGCUGGUCUGGAAUGGUCAUGAAUUUUGAGACCACCUCCUUGCCCAUAGUCGUGAUCUCCAAUGUCAGUCAGCUGCCCAGUGGAUGGGCGUCCAUAAUGUGGUACAACAUGCUGACCUCUGAGCCCAAGAAUCUGUCGUUUUUCGUAAGUCCUCCUUCUUGUACAUGGGGACAUCUAUCGGAGGUGCUGAGCUGGCAGUUUUCCGCCAUUACCAAAAGGGGUCUCAAUCAAGAACAACUAAGCAUGCUGGGAACUAAACUUUUGGGUCCCAAAGCAGUGACAGAUCCUGAAGCUCAGAUCCCAUGGAAUAGAUUCUGUAAGUCUGGUGGUGAAAAGAACGCUACAUUUUGGCUUUGGAUUGAAGGAAUUUUGGACCUUAUAAAGAGACACUUGUUGAGCCUCUGGGAUGAUGGGUGUAUCGUUGGGUUUGUGACCAAGGACCGCACUAAAACUUUGCUACACGACAAAGCUCCCGGGACGUUUCUGUUGCGCUUUAGCGAAAGCAACCGCGAUGGAGCCAUCACAUUCAGCUGGGUGGAACAUGACGCGAACGAAGAGCCACAGAUUCGCUCUGUGGAGCCCUACACGAAAAAGGAGCUCUCAGCUGUUUCACUUCCCGACAUCAUUCGAAACUAUCGCGUGAUGGCGGCUGAAAAUGUCCCGGAAAACCCUUUGCGCUUCCUCUACCCUAACGUACCUAAAGACGAAGCCUUCAGGAAAUACUACUCUAAGCCCACAGACAAACAAGAGCCAAUGGAUGUUGAUAGGAAGUCAGAUGAAGGCUAUAUCAGUACUACCCUCAUCUCUAUCUCUGAAAUGAAACCACAGGAUUAUGAUCGUAACCUCAUGCCUAUGUCACCUGAGGUCUUUGUCGAGCUAGAGCGGAUGAAUCCAUUCAUACCAGAUAUGGAAUCAACAAUUUUGGGGAUGCCACAAAACUUCUCUUAAGGACGGGGUUCAUGGAUUUUUGCUUAAAAAAACCUAAAAGGAUUGUUCACACAUGACGUGUCUUUAACUAUCAUGCACUUACGUUACAAAUGCAAGGUUUCGAUAGACGUACUUAUUGCAAUACGGAAAGGUUCGCGUUAUUGGCAAGUCACAUAGUGAUGUAAGACACCUUGAAGUGUGAGGCGAGGUCAGAUAUUCCUUUUUGUUUUGUUGUAGCGAACGGAUUUCUUUUAAAAAAAAAACAAAUACUGUAUAUAUGCUGCCAUCUAUAAAAAACUAAGAGAAAACUAAUUUUACAUUCAUGCUAUAGUAUACUUAGCACUUAAUAUGGCAAAUUUAAGCAACCUUAUAAGGACAGAGACGUUAUAGUUUGUAAAUAGCACUUCAUUUUAUAAAUUUUAUUAUUGCUGAUAUGCCAAGUGAUGAGAUAAAGAGGCAGAAAGUAAGAAAUAAUUAAUAAAAAGUUAAAAUAAUGUGGCAAGGGGAUACAAUCCUAAUGGUUCUGAGAAGGCUUCAUUUUUAACUAUAAAUUAAAAUGUGACCCUAGAGUAUUUUUGAUUACCCAGAAUGAUUUUAAAAAGCAAGGAUUCAGGUCAGAUUGACACAUUUAAGCUGUUGGGUGUUUAGUUUUCUUAAACACAUGUGAAAAAAAAUCCUGAAUGCUUUCUGAAAUGUCUGGUGCUUCAUUUUUUUAUUUGUUUGCACAUGUUUGUACCUUUAUGUAUUUUCUUUUCCACACUGGAUCGUGCUGCUGUUUUCAAUUACAAUUAUUUGUCUACUUAGUCUGUCGUGGGCAUUAUAAAAAAUAUUUUCGAUAACUACCGUUUGCUUUAAACAUAUACCUAAAAGCUUUUGGUGUAGACUAACAAAUGCUGUAUAUAUUUCUUCAAAAUCUCACAAAGUGCAAAGCAAUAUAUCGUAAUUAUUGUAUAGUUGUCUUAAAGGGAUAGUUCACUGAAGAUAUUUUAACUAAUGUUUGUAACCAAGCAGAUCUGGGGCACCAUUGACCUCUAUAGGUGGUUUCAUCGUAACCAUGCAUGUUUUCGCGAUGAAGCGGCUGGAACCAAAAGGGUGAUUCUCACGAAAUCCAGACUUAAAAGGCGUCCAGCAUCAGAUUUUUU
Misgurnus anguillicaudatus (oriental weatherfish) is the source of this 3569-nucleotide messenger RNA. The record is from RefSeq and is a predicted model, not a curated record. NCBI's taxonomy places the organism in Eukaryota, Metazoa, Chordata, Actinopteri, Cypriniformes, Cobitidae.